Columba livia (rock pigeon) is the source of this 4046-nucleotide messenger RNA. RefSeq names its product phosphate cytidylyltransferase 1B, choline (gene PCYT1B). The record is from RefSeq and is a predicted model, not a curated record. Bases 156 to 1259 code for a protein of 367 amino acids. NCBI's taxonomy places the organism in Eukaryota, Metazoa, Chordata, Aves, Columbiformes, Columbidae. The transcript has 8 exons. Gene Ontology annotation, biological process: CDP-choline pathway. Gene Ontology annotation, molecular function: phosphatidylcholine binding; choline-phosphate cytidylyltransferase activity.
GCCAUGGCGACGCGCGGCGGCAGUGCCCCCGGGCGGCUCCCGGGGAGACCCCCCGCGGGGCGGGCACACGCGUGACGGCGGAGCUCCGCGCCGGCGGGCCCGGGCGGUGGCGACGGCGGCAGCGGCAGCAACGGCGGGCGAGGCUGCCGCCGGCCAUGCCAGUGCUCGCGCCCGAUGCUGAGUCAGAAACAGGUAUCCCGAAAUCCCCCUCUGAGGCGCGGCGCUCGGAGGCCAUGGAGGAACUAGAGCACACCUGCCCCCAGCCUCGCCUGACUCUGACAGCGCCUGCUCCAUUUGCAGAUGAAACAAGCUGCCAGUGCCGAGCCCCCCAUGAGAAGUUAACCAUUGCGCAAGCCCGUCUGGGAACACCAGUUGACAGACCUGUCAGAGUGUAUGCAGAUGGGAUAUUUGACCUCUUCCACUCUGGCCAUGCUAGAGCUCUUAUGCAAGCCAAAACUCUAUUCCCAAAUAGCUACUUAUUAGUAGGAGUUUGCAGUGAUGAUUUAACUCAUAAAUUCAAAGGCUUCACUGUGAUGAAUGAAAAUGAGCGAUAUGAAGCUCUCAGACACUGUCGCUAUGUGGAUGAAGUCAUCAGAGAUGCACCCUGGACACUGACACCUGAGUUCCUUGAAAAACAUAAGAUUGACUUUGUAGCCCAUGAUGACAUCCCGUACUCCUCCGCUGGCUCGGAUGAUGUAUAUAAACACAUAAAGGAGGCAGGAAUGUUUGUACCAACACAGAGAACCGAAGGUAUCUCGACAUCGGAUAUCAUCACAAGGAUCGUACGGGACUACGAUGUGUAUGCCCGGCGCAAUCUCCAACGAGGAUACACCGCCAAAGAGCUGAAUGUUAGUUUUAUAAAUGAGAAGAAAUACCGCUUUCAAAACCAAGUGGACAAAAUGAAAGAAAAAGUCAAGAAUGUGGAGGAAAAAUCAAAAGAAUUUGUUUACAAGGUGGAAGAGAAGAGCCAUGACCUCAUUCAGAAAUGGGAAGAAAAGUCCAGGGAAUUUAUUGGCAACUUUUUAGAGCUGUUUGGACCUGAUGGAGCCUGGAAGCAGAUGUUCCAGGAACGAAGCGGCCGAAUGCUCCAGGCUUUCUCUCCCCGGCAGAGCCCCAACAGCAGCCCUACACGAGGCCGCUCUCCAUCCCGCUCUCCGUCUCCACCCUGGGUCUUCAAUAAAGCCUCCCCACCCUCCUCUCCAAAAGCUGCCUCUGCCUCCCUCAGCAGCAUGAGCGAGGGAGACGAGGAUGAAAAGUAAAAACAAAGUUAGAUUUUUUUUAACCAUGAGACAGAAGAACAAGCUAUGAACUCAACCGCUGGAUGGGGAGAAGCACGGGGAACACCAGGGGUAUCUCUGACAGCAGGGAAUGUGCUCUGGGAGGUGUUGAAAACAGACUGGAGCGCAACAGCAAAGGAGAUCUCAGGAAGACCUUAUCCCAUCCCCACUCCCUUGCGGCACCUGGAGGCCCGGCCGGCAGCGCUUGCCAGACACAAUGCCAGGGACUGGCCAGAAAAACAAACACCUUUGUGCAAGGUCCUGUCCACAUGUUGCUGCUUGUGGCUGCUGCAGCCAAGCCAGCAGGGAACUCUGCAGCGAAUGGGGCUGGGGGCAGGAGCCCGGUCAGCUCCCGAUCCAGACCUGGCACACAGACAGAUGAUGGCUGCAGCCUGUGGAUGGAGAAGAUGCAGUUGUACGGGACCCUGCUAACCCUGAGCUCUUCUUGGCACGUCAAGGAACGGCAUUGCUGCUGCAAAAACAUCCAGAAACAGGAAAUCAACUUUGACUUUUUUCCUUUUUGAAUGAAAUCUGCCCCAGACCCCAAAUCAUGCCAGUGAAAGAGACAGCUCUUCAGCUGAGUUGGUGGAAAUCCAUUUGAUAUAUUCCAGCUAUUGAAUGCUGCUUGUUGACCAAGCCUAUGUAUGGGGUGUAUGUAAAGAGUGAGGCUGUAUCUGCUUUAUCAAAUCGCUCUCCACGUUCCUAGUGCCUGAACAGCAACCUGGUAACUUCUGUUUUGCUCCCUGGUUUUGCACUUUGGAGGCAAGAAAGUAAAUGAAGACAGCCCUAGCUGGAAUGUGGUGUUGUAGGAAAUGGUUAGUUUGAAGACAUUGGUGAUUAUUACUGGUGAAUUCACACACAUGGGAUCCCAGGCCUUGGUACAUGGCCUCCUAGGAUAUCCUACUGCUCCCAGCUACAUAUCGCCAACCAACGAGCACAGCCGUGCUGCUGUCCUCAUGUGCUACUCAGCUGGUUAAACAAACUUCUCAUCAAACUCUAAACAAGAUGUGUUCACAGACACCCUGCCCCUGCAGGGGUCCUGAGGCCAUUCCUCUACCCUAACAUGGGAAGAAAGUUGGAAAAAAAACAAUGGAAACCUUUUAAAUGGAAUUAGGCAUGGGGAUCUCCUUUUUCCAUCCAUGACACCCAUACAGCCCCAAGCAGAACCACAGAAGGGUAGCAGGAAUGAAGCUUUCCCCUCCCCUUGAUGCACUAAACUGAUCUCUCCCCAGCCUGGCAAAGCCCGACCUGCCUGAAGUCCAGCUCCCCGCCAUCCAGCCCCUCAGCAGGCACCUGGUGAGGGGGCUGCAGACUCACAGGAUUUCUGAGCAUGAGGGGCCCCCAGUCCCCAAAGCUGCCCUGCCCCACAGCUCAGAGCGCCACAGGAGACACCCAGCCCACAUCACUGCUGUUGGGCUGUGAAGCAACAACGUGAUUUUGCUCCCAGGCCUGCCUGGUGAAGCUGCCUCAGCACAUGUAGGAGGCUCUGCCAGGCCCGCACAGCACAGGGCAGCCUGGGCAGGGGGUCAUGGCAGCGACAUCGCCGCUGUGACACAGCUCCCUGGAGCUCCCUGCAAACCCAUCACAACACACAGGCAGCACCAGCCAGUGCUUUGCUGGCUCCCUGCGCAGGAGAGGCUGGGAGAAGGAGGGCUCCAAACAGCUCUUGGACAAGAACUGAGGGAACAAGGUGCCCGAGUGCCUGAGCACAGGGUGGUAGUCAAAGCCAACAGCAGUUUCCCCCAGGUGACUAUCCCUACUUCCUCAAAUGACCUAGUAGGUAAACUCCUUUCACUUCUUCCCUUCCAGAUACUUCUUCGGGCAGGUACAUUAGAGACCCUUGUACCAGGCACCAAAUAAGCCCCACACUCUGUUCAUUCCCCACAGUUUUUAUCUGUUCUCCACUAUGGGGUAACUUUUCCCUUUGGGAAUAUUUUGCCAAACACUCCUUGAAGUACCAUGAGACCGAGUACGUACUAUCUCAUGGCACACUUUGUCCUCUGGAGUAGAGUUCCUUCUUCACAGAGCUGAAAACCAAGAUGAGCAGGGAACAGGGUGGAAGGUGCAAGGGAAGAGCCACACGCAGUUCAGCUGCAACCAGCUGUGCACCCACUGGGACGAUGCAAUUAAGACCUUUCUCAGCCUUAGGCAACCUGUUACUGUAAUUUCAUACCUGGGAUGCACUUGUUAAGCUUUUCUUAUCCUUUGCAACUCUUGAGUCUUCCCACCACAAACCACUCCUCCACCAUGGGAACCAUCUGCUUUCUACUGGUGCUGUUUAUACCAUGAGCCAUCUCCAAAUGUAACAGGGGUGGGCAGGUUUUUGUUGUUCUUGGCUUUUACAGUUCUUGUUGUUGUUGUUUUAAUUUCAUAACACUUACCAUUCAGCAGCCCUUGUUCAGUGGUUUGAGUGGAUGACAGCACCACAACUUGUAAAUAGGAAUGGGAGGAAAAAUUCACCCGUGACCUCUUCUUAACAGAAGCUGUUUCUCAGAGUUACAGGUGGCCACCCAGUGACAAAGCCAUACACUGUACCAGACAUCCUUUCACAUUUUGGAUAUCAAUAAGCUGAAGCCUUUGCCCUGCUGGUACAGACACCAAUAUCCAUGUGCUGUCUCCAGCAAACCAUAACCUCACUGUCUCUGGACAGGUGGAAGACAAUUUUGCACUUCUGAGUCAUGGUUGGGUUUUAUUUUUCAUAAGCGUUGCUUUAGUUCAGUCCUAUUUAUCAGCCAAGCUCCACAGGAAAAAUAAACCGUGUACAACAGA